AUGAAUGUAGUAGCUCGUUGGCCUGGUUCUGCACAUGAUGCUACUAUCUUUAACAAUUCUGUUUUGAGAGCUCAGUGUGACAUUGGGACCUUUGGCAACCGCUGGUUACUUGGUGAUAGUGCCUAUCCCAAUAGAGCAUAUUUACUAACACCAGUUUUAAAUCCAAGUAAUAGCUCAGAACAAAAAUACAAUGAAGCUCAUAUUGCAACAAGGAAUCUAAUUGAACGUACUUUUGGUGUUUGGAAGCGUCGUUUCCCAGUUAUUUUUUUGCCUCUGCGCUUGUCACUUGCAAAUGUUCAAGCAGUUAUAAUAGCAACAGCAGUUCUACACAAUAUCUGUAGAAAAUACAACAUGCAAGAAAUGCCUUCAGAAGUAGAGUUGCCAGCAAGCCUAGUAACAGAUCCUUCUGUUGCAGACACUCAAUCUCAAGCUCUGGGAUUGCAAGAUAUUGUUGAAAGGAAUGAGCUUAUAAAUGGAUAUUUUUCGACUUUAUAAGAGGAAUUCAAUAUAAUUGAUGAAUUUUUAGUUUCUAAUGUAUAAAUAAAGUAAAUAGUAUAAAUUAUUUUAA
Melitaea cinxia (Glanville fritillary) is the source of this 568-nucleotide messenger RNA. Its product is annotated as putative nuclease HARBI1. The transcript has 3 exons. Bases 1 to 495 code for a protein of 164 amino acids. Lineage: Eukaryota; Metazoa; Arthropoda; Insecta; Lepidoptera; Nymphalidae. The record is from RefSeq and is a predicted model, not a curated record.